AUGGCAGUGCCCAGAUGCACGUGGCCAGAUUAUGUUUGGAGAGCAGUCAUGGCCUGCUUGGUACACAGGGGGUUGGGUGCCUCAUUGACUCUGUGUGUGUUAAGCUGUUUGCUUCACGCUGCCCAUGUGCUCACACAAAAAUUGGAUGAUGCAGACCCACUGGUGACUACCAACUUUGGCAAAAUAAGAGGGAUCAAGAAAGAACUCAAUAAUGAAAUUUUGGGUCCUGUUAUUCAGUUUCUUGGUGUUCCAUAUGCAGCCCCACCAACAGGGGAACAUCGUUUUCAGCCUCCAGAACCACCAUCUCCUUGGUCAGACAUCAGGAAUGCUACUCAGUUUGCUCCUGUCUGCCCCCAGAAUAUCAUUGAUGGCAGAUUGCCGGAAGUCAUGCUUCCUGUGUGGUUUACUAAUAACUUGGAUGUGGUUUCAUCAUAUGUACAAGACCAGAGUGAAGAUUGCCUGUAUUUAAACAUAUACGUCCCAACUGAGGAUGUAAAAAGAAUAUCCAAGGAAUGUGCCAGAAAACCCGGCAAGAAAAUAUGUAGAAAAGGAGGUCCCCUUACAAAGAAACAGACAGAUGAUUUAGGUGAUAAUGACGGUGCUGAAGAUGAAGAUAUUCGGGACAGUGGUGGUCCCAAACCAGUGAUGGUAUACAUCCAUGGUGGCUCAUAUAUGGAAGGGACUGGAAAUUUAUAUGAUGGGAGUGUCUUGGCAAGUUAUGGCAAUGUGAUCGUCAUCACAGUCAACUAUCGACUUGGGGUACUCGGUUUCUUGAGCACAGGGGAUCAGGCUGCAAAAGGAAACUAUGGACUCCUUGAUCUCAUACAGGCUUUAAGAUGGACUAGUGAGAAUAUUGGAUUCUUUGGUGGUGACCCCUUAAGAAUCACUGUUUUUGGAUCUGGCGCUGGGGGUUCAUGUGUCAAUCUGCUGACUUUAUCCCAUUAUUCUGAAGGUAACCGUUGGAGCAAUUCAACCAAAGGACUCUUUCAACGAGCAAUAGCUCAAAGUGGAACAGCCCUUUCCAGCUGGGCUGUUAGUUUCCAACCUGCAAAAUAUGCUAGAAUGUUGGCCACAAAAGUUGGUUGCAAUGUUUCAGAUACAGUAGAGUUAGUGGAAUGCCUGCAGAAGAAGCCUUACAAAGAACUUGUUGACCAAGAUAUUCAACCAGCACGAUACCACAUAGCCUUUGGACCUGUGAUUGAUGGUGAUGUGAUACCAGAUGACCCUCAGAUACUGAUGGAGCAAGGAGAGUUUCUCAACUAUGAUAUAAUGUUAGGAGUUAACCAAGGGGAAGGAUUAAAAUUUGUUGAAAAUAUAGUAGAUAGUGAUGAUGGUAUAUCUGCUAGUGAUUUUGACUUUGCUGUUUCUAAUUUUGUUGAUAACUUAUAUGGAUAUCCUGAAGGCAAAGAUGUUUUGAGAGAAACCAUUAAAUUCAUGUAUACUGACUGGGCUGACCGUCAUAACCCUGAAACCAGAAGGAAGACGUUAUUAGCUUUGUUUACGGACCAUCAGUGGGUGGCACCAGCUGUAGCUACAGCAGAUCUUCACUCAAAUUUUGGUUCACCCACCUAUUUCUAUGCCUUUUACCAUCAUUGCCAAACAGAUCAGGUUCCAGCUUGGGCUGAUGCAGCUCAUGGAGAUGAGGUUCCCUAUGUACUAGGAAUACCCAUGAUUGGACCUACAGAGUUAUUUCCUUGCAAUUUCUCCAAAAAUGAUGUGAUGCUGAGUGCUGUCGUAAUGACAUACUGGACAAAUUUUGCUAAAACUGGUGACCCAAAUCAACCAGUCCCUCAAGACACAAAAUUCAUCCAUACCAAACCCAAUCGCUUUGAAGAAGUAGCAUGGACCAGAUAUUCCCAGAAAGACCAACUUUAUCUCCAUAUUGGAUUAAAACCAAGAGUUAAAGAACAUUACAGAGCCAAUAAGGUAAACCUCUGGUUGGAGCUGGUACCUCAUCUGCAUAAUCUCAAUGACAUUUCUCAGUAUACCUCGACAACAACUAAAGUGCCAUCAACUGACAUCACUUUCAGACCUACAAGAAAAAAUUCCGUACCUGUCACAUCAGCCUUUCCCACUGCCAAGCAGGAUGAUCCCAAACAACAGCCAAGUCCAUUUUCAGUGGAUCAAAGGGACUACUCAACAGAGCUGAGCGUCACUAUCGCCGUUGGAGCAUCACUGCUGUUUCUGAACAUCUUGGCCUUUGCAGCCCUGUACUACAAAAAGGAUAAGAGGAGACAUGACGUUCACAGGAGAUGCAGCCCUCAGCGCACGACUACCAAUGAUCUGACCCACGCACAAGAAGAGGAGAUCAUGUCCCUGCAAAUGAAGCACACUGAUUUGGAUCAUGAGUGUGAGUCCAUCCAUCCACACGAGGUGGUUCUCCGGACCGCCUGCCCCCCAGAUUACACACUAGCUAUGAGGAGGUCACCUGAUGAUGUUCCCUUAAUGACACCCAACACCAUCACAAUGAUUCCCAACACUAUACCAGGGAUUCAACCCUUACACACAUUCAAUACAUUUACUGGAGGACAGAACAAUACUCUGCCCCAUCCCCACCCCCACCCCCAUUCACAUUCAACAACCAGGGUAUAG
Budorcas taxicolor (takin) is the source of this 2592-nucleotide messenger RNA. It is a transcript of the gene NLGN1, whose product is annotated as neuroligin 1. The record is from RefSeq and is a predicted model, not a curated record. NCBI's taxonomy places the organism in Eukaryota, Metazoa, Chordata, Mammalia, Artiodactyla, Bovidae. Gene Ontology annotation, biological process: synaptic vesicle endocytosis; chemical synaptic transmission; neuron cell-cell adhesion. The transcript has 7 exons. Gene Ontology annotation, molecular function: signaling receptor activity; neurexin family protein binding. Gene Ontology annotation, cellular component: postsynaptic specialization membrane; synapse; cell surface. Bases 1 to 2592 code for a protein of 863 amino acids.